ACAAACGCGUUGUAUAUCGCAGCGAAGACCCCAUGCUUUCAUGUCAGUCGUAACUGCACUACGUGUACGAGUACGCGUGUGUGAUAUGCAUACAGCAUGCAGGGAAGUGUUACAGAUAGGUACAGAUAAUAAUGCGGCGCGUUUGCGUGAUCGAGUUUCAAUGCAAUGCAAGCCAAUGCCAUGGGAUAGAGACGUGUCGUGGUUGGGAGAUGACCUAGGCCCUAAUUGGGUUUUUUAUUAGCAGUUUCGAGCCUCAAGAGAUUAGAAAGAGACCUUGCCAAUCCAAGAGACAGAGGGCCCGUCAGGAUUUAACGUUAACUUAAAUUAAAGUUAAUUUUAGCUUUGAACUGAAUGAAGGCGAACUGCCGCUGCUGCGCUACUGAGGUCUGAGCCUCAUUUCACUUCUUCUCAUGCAUUUUUUGUGAUCAGUGACCAGUCGUCAUGUUUAACAACUGGGAAAGGCCUCGGGGACCCGGCUUUGGUGGGCCUGGCGGUGGAGGCCCCGGCGGGCCAGGGAAUAUGCGGAUGCAACACCAACGGAUGCCGAACCGCCCUCCAUUUCAUGGACCAAGAUCAGGACCCGGACCAAUGUUUAUGCGAGGGCCGUCUGGAAAUGGGCCAGGCCCGCGCCCACAUUCCAUGGGAAUGAGAAUGCAAAUGGACAACAUGGGACCUCAAGGACAAGGACUGAUGCCGGGGCCACGGAAUUGGCACGGACCACCAGGUCCAGAACCUGGCAUGCGCAUGAGGAUGAGGGGACCAGGACCAAGGCCACCUGGACCAAGAGGACCACCAAUGAUGUCUGGCCCACAUCAUGGUCAAGGGCAAGGGCCUACAAUUCCAGGACCAAGUCCCACAAGGCCAACACAUAUGUUGCCGGAGCCUGUUCAGGUGUUGGUCAAGCAAGCUGAAGCUGCUGAAGCCGCAGUUGGUAUGCCGCAGACAACAGAGAACGAAGAGGUGAAACUGAGAGGUCUUCAGGAUCAGGCAUUACAGUGGCAAGCAACGGCUCCCAUAAGAAAACAGGUGGAAAAUGUACAGCACCAGGCAGCUGCUCAAGACCAGUGGCAGAAUUACCAGAGUCAGAUGCAAGCAUAUCAACAACAGUACCAACAGUGGUACCAAAGUCAAGAAGCUGCCUUGGUUAACGUUAAAUUGGAAACCUUACAAGAAAAGAAGGCUACGUGCGUAAAACAGCUCACAGACUGGAAAACUCAGUUCGAUCAGUGGGUAGAACAGCACAAGAAACAUCCAAACAAGGACCAGUUUGAUCAAUAUCAAAAUCAAUGGAAAACAUGGCAGACACAGAUGGAGGGUAUGGUGAAUUCAUUGGAUAUGCAGAUUAAAAUAAAAGAGGCAUCACUUCAAAAAAAUUCUCAAGCACCUGUUUCUGUGAGUGGUGUAGGACCAGUUACCACACAGAAUGCAAAUGUGGCAUUACCAACAAGCGGACAUGGAAUGGUUCCAUCUAGUGGUCCUGGAAUGGGACAAAUACUGCCAACUAGUUCUGUUCCAAGCAGUCAGGCUGUAGUCAAAGUCUCAAGUAGUUCUGGGACUGGAACAGGUCCAGGGAGUGGAGCGGGUCCAGGAAUUGAAGUGGGACCGAAGCCAACUGAGAGUGGAAUGGGAACAGGGCCUGGAAUAAGUCAUGGAACAACUCCUGCAUUGCCUAAAACAACUGAUCAAGGAUCAAGAAUGGAAAGUGGAAACAAGUCCAAUUCUGGACCAGGUCUCCCAGGCCCCAAAAGUAAGGUACCCGGCAAAGACAGUUUUCCGUUUCCAUUUCCUGAUGAUCUUCCAUUUCCAGGAGAUAUUGAUAAUUUCCCCUUUCCUGAUAUGAAAAAAUUAGAUGCAAUGUUUUCAGGUGAUAUGAAAUCAGAUGAAUUUCCAUUUCCUUUCCCUGAUUUUCCAAUGCCAGGUGGCAUGAUGGGGCCAGACUUUCCAUUACCUGAAGGACUGAAGCCAGAUGACAUGAAGAAAGAUAUGGAAGAAUUCAUGAAGCAAAUGGAAUCAGAACUAGGUCGUGUCGCAUCUUCAAACUUUCCAUCUACCCAGAGGGGAAGCAACAUCCUUGAUAAGGAAAAUCAACGCGGUUUGGAUGCUGGGAGGGUGAGAGGACCAAACGUUGAUUCUACCUUGAGAGAGAGACACAUGAUGGGUACAGGGGGUGGAGUGUCAGUACAACGAAUGGAAAGAGGUCCACCACCAGCAGUUGAUUCUAGAAUGGAGAUGGGAAUGGAUCAAGGUCCAAAAGGUAUGAUGAGACAUUCCCAAGAUAGAGAGCCAUCAGUAAUGGACAGAGGCCCAAGAGAAAUGGAUGCCGGCCCACACGGAAGGCAUAGGAUCUCACCAGGAAUAGAAAGAAGACAACCAGGAAUGGAUAGAACUCCUCUUGAAAUGGAUAGAGGUCCUUAUAUAAUGGACAGAGGUCCUUCUAGAAUGGAUAGGAACAUUCCUGGAAUGGACAGAGGUCCAUCUGGAAUGGAUAGGAACCUUCCUGUAAUGGACAGAGGUCCAUCUGGAAUGGAUAGGAACCUUCCUGAAAUGGACAGAGGUCCAUCUCGAAUGGAUAGGAACAUUCCUGGAAUGGACAGAGGUCCAUCUGGAAUGGAUAGGAACAUUCCUGGAAUGGACAGAGGUCCAUCUCGAAUGGAUAGGAACAUUCCUGGAAUGGACAGAGGUCCAUCUGGAAUGGAUAGGAACCUUCCUGGAAUGGAUAGAGGCUCUUCUGGCAUGGAUAGAAGUCCUAUGGGCGUGGAUAGAGGACAUCCAGGCAUGGAUAGAGGGCAACCAGGCAUGGAUAGAUCGCACUCAGGCAUGGAUAACAGACAACUAGGAAUUGACCGAGGUCAUGCAGGAAUGGAUAGAGGCCCACCAGGCAUUGAUAGAGGCCAUCCUGGAAUGGAUAGAGGUACUCCUGGAAUGGAUAGAGGCUCUUCUGGAAUGGAUAGAGGCACUCCUAGAAUGGAUAGAGAAUACGCUUCUGCAAUGGAUAGAGGCUAUCCCGGUGUUGAUAGAGGACCAACUGGAAUUGAUAGAGGACAAUCAGGCAUGGAAAAAGGCCCUCUCGGAAUGGAAAAAGGACCACCAGGAAAUUACAGAGGUCUUCCUGACAUGGAUAGACGCCAAUCAGAAAUGAAUAGCGGCCCACCAGGUUUAGAAAAAGACCAGUCAGGAAAAGAUAGAAGUCAACAAGGAAAGGAUAAACCACGGAUGUCGGCUAGAGACUCAAGUUCAUCCCGUAGGAACAGUGAUCAAGGAAAGAUUGACAGUGGGCCACCAAGACAAGGUAGUGAUGCACCAGUAUCUGAUAGAAGUAAACUGGGUGUAGCAAGCCUUCUCGCCGGAUUGAAAGGAGAUUCAUCCAGCAUGGACAUUCACCAAUCAAGAAUUGAUAGUGGCCCACCUGGCAUCGAUAGUGGCCCUCCAGGAAUAGAGAAAGUUAUAGCAGGUACCAAUAAACGGCAACUAGGUGUAGGGGACAUACUUGCUGGACUUAAGUCUGGUCCACCUGGAAUGGAUGCUGGACCUCCUGGAGUAGAUGCGGGUCCACCUGGUGUAGAUGCGGGUCCACCUGGUGUAGAUGCGGGUCCACCUGGUGUAGAUAUGGGACCUAGCUUUGUGGAAAAGGAAGCUCCAGGAAUAGACAUAGCACCUCCAGUUAUGGUUCCUCCAGGUGUUGGCAGAGGACUGCGAGGAAGUGACAUGAGACCUCCAGGAAUAGAAAACACAUAUCCAAUGAGGGGAUCAUUACCCAUAAGUUUGACCAGGGGGCCUCCUGGUCCUCCUGGUCCUAUUGGUUUUCCUGGUCUUCGUCCUCCUGGAGUUGAUGUAGGACCACCUGGUGUAGAUUUUGAUGCAAAUAGUAUGUAUAACCAACCUCUGGGAAUUAGGAAACCUCCCCCACCAUUUGAACAAAGGCCGGUAGAAGUUGGUCCACCCGGAGAAGAUACCUUUCCAACAGGACUUCCUCCGAACCCUCCUGGUUCUGAAAUAGUUCCACCUGGAUUUGAAGAGCCAGUGCCUCCAGGAAUGGAGCCAAUCAGUAAACCAAUGUCUUCUUUCAAAGAUCCUGCACCUCCUGGAAUGGAGGAGACAUAUCCACCAGGGAUGGAACCCGAACCUGAAACUCAGCCAAGCACUGAAAAUAAAGAGCAGCAACCACCUGUAGACAACCAAAGUGAAUUUGAAAAUCGUCAAAACCAGCCUCUAUUCCCCCCACCAUCAAAGGGUUUGACACGGCAUUCAUAUCAAAUUGGACAACCUAUACCAAUUACAGGUAUGGUGAAAGACGCUGGUGGUGCUAGUUCAUUUGUAUCGGCUAAGCAGACAUUAACUCCCAGCCCACUUGCUGGAUAUGACUCGUUAGUAUCUGUUAAGGCAAAGAAGGAAGACAAGAAGAAAGAAGAAUCAAAGUCGGAGGAAAAAAAGAAAGGAAAGGGGAAAAAGGGUAACAUGAAUAUGCCUGCAACCAUCAAAUUUGACAGUGCAAAAGUUGAUGAAUCAAUCAAAAAAGAGCCUAACAAAGUGGAAAAGGAAGAGUCAAAGUCAACUGAAAAUGGGGCAAGGGAGGAUGCAAAAAAGGCUAAAGAGAGUUUACCUCCUCAGGAGAUUUCACAAAGGGCAGUUGUAAGAAGCACCCUACCAUUACUGACUGACUCUGAAUCUAAGAUGGUCACACCUUCAUCUAUUGGUGAGCUAUUCAAAAAGAACUCUUCCACACCUUCAUCUUUCAGUAAAGACGGAAAGAGCUCACUAAGGAGUUACAGGAAAGCAGCAGAAGAAGAUGAUGAAGAAGAAGCUCCUAGAUCUAAGAAGGAAAGUAAGAAGGAUGCAAGCAGAAAAGAUGAUAGGGGACGGGAUGAUUCUCUCCGCAACAAGGCCCAAUCGCCCCCGCGGUCAUAUCGGUCACCAGAUCGUAGGUCCAAGAGAUCUCAUUCACCAGACAGAAGGAAGCGCCGGUCUCGCUCUAGAUCACGCUCACCAGAUCGCAGAAAAAGAAAGCGGGAGUCUCCGUCUCGCAGGAGAACUUCGUAUUCACCGCCCAAAAGAAGGUCACCACAAAAAAGUAAGAAUUCGCGCUCCCCAAGCAGAGACAAAGGCAAUAGGUCUCCAGAUCGUAGAGAUCGUAGAGACCAGAGGGACCAAAGAGAUCGGAAAGAUGACCGAUAUCGAGAAAGGGAUAGGAAGGACAGGUUUCCAGACAAAGACUAUGAUAAAGAAUCUGAUAGGAGAGGUGGUAAGCCAAGUACCGAGGCAUUUGACAAGCUUCGAGAGCUGCUCUAUGAUACUUUGGUGCGUCAGCCUGAUGACAGGCCAAGAGACUCUCCACAUGGUGAUAGGCGGCACCCUGACAAUAGAGACCGCAUGGAGCGAUCCAAGUCACCCUACAGCAAAGAAAGGCCUCGAUCUCCUAUACGUUCCCGAAGAGAGAACUAUUACCCAGAAGCUGAGAGACCAAGAAUGAGAUACCCUCCCCCAAGAAGGGACUAUGAAAGAGAUCCUUUAAGGGAUCAAUUAAGAAGCCUUCCAAGAGAGGUACCUAGGGACCUGCCAGUGCCAGCUCAAAGGGAACCUCCUCGGGACUUUGCCAGAGACUCUUCUCAAGACAGACCUGUUGAGAGGGCGCGUUCUCCACCAGUGUCAGAUAUGUCUGCACCUAUCGUCUUUGACUAUGAGCAUUCCGAGAACGCCAGGCCAGCUUAUGACAUAGGGACGAGAGAGCCAAUAGGGAGUCUACUGAGCAAUGCAGUUGUUGUAGAUGUCGUUGAUUACAGUCAUGGUCAGAUGACGGUUCCAACUGCUAAAGUCAUUACUGGAUCAGAACUUCUUCGAGAACGGGAGUCCACGUUUCCUUCAGAGAUUCAAACAUCUAAAGAGAAUAUUCAUGGUGAUAAAGAUGAUGUGCGUAUACAACAAGCGCCACCUCAACCACAACGUGAACAACAUCGUGAACAACAUCGUGAACCACAGCGUGAACCUUCACCGCAGCCCCCACCUCAGCCCCCGCCUCAACCUUCACCACCAAAGCAGCCGAUGCUUCCCCAGCAAACUCCGCAACAAGAAAUGCCGUACACAGAACAGCCAUACACAGAACAGCGUGAGCAGUUCUCUCAACACUACCACUCCGGGGACCAAACACAGUUUGAUCCUUACAGCAUGCAACAACAGAUGGAUUAUUACCAGCAGCAGGACAUGCAUAUGUCAUUCCAGCAACAACAACAACAACGGCCAUUCCAGGAAAUGGGCCAGCUUCACCCGCAAGAUCAAUACAGCACCCAGCAACAGCAGCAACAUUAUGCAGAACACUUUCAGGAGGAGCAGCAGCCACCGCCACCUCCACCGCCCGAAGAACCUCGGUCGGGUGGCUACCGCAAGUCUCCACCUCCCCCACCACCACCACCUCCUGCUCCAUCAAAGGAGGAUUCCUUCAAGCAGUCCUGGGCAGCCACGCCUCCCCCACCUCCAUCUGAUUCCUACAGUAACACCAGACAAUCAGGAAGCCAGGAUCUUCAGAGAUCCAGGGAUAGGGAUGACAGACAACGUGGUAGGGGUGACAAGUAAGUAUCUUGUUAUCAAACAACAGAUCAUCUUAUCUUGUUUAUUUAUUAUAAUGUUAUAUUUAUUUUCCAAGGAAUGACCUCUUGGGCAGUAUUCCUUAAUCCAUUUUAUAUUCAGGGGGGGGUCUUUAAGAUGGAAUAGGUAUUUUGAGAUCACCUUUUAACUUUC
Lytechinus pictus (painted urchin) is the source of this 6729-nucleotide messenger RNA. Its product is annotated as YLP motif-containing protein 1-like. Gene Ontology annotation, cellular component: nucleus. The record is from RefSeq and is a predicted model, not a curated record. Bases 442 to 6564 code for a protein of 2040 amino acids. Gene Ontology annotation, biological process: regulation of telomere maintenance. Lineage: Eukaryota; Metazoa; Echinodermata; Echinoidea; Temnopleuroida; Toxopneustidae. The transcript has 7 exons.